AUGCACCCCUCGAUUCUCGACACCAGCAUCAUCGACCUGCUCGAGGCCGAUCCCCGACCGUCGCUCAUUGUCGCGCUCGCCCCGCACUCGCCCACCGUCGUUUACACAAAUCCCGCCUUCGCGAGGUACCCGGCCCUCCUUGACCUGAUUGCCUCCCACGGCGACGACUGCCGGCCCCUGUGGGAAUGGAUCACGGCCAGUUCGGGCUCGCCUGGCCCGGAAGCGACGGAAAGGGGCGGCCGAUCGGCAUGCUCUUUCUCAUACUCAGACAUCUACUGGACCAAAUCGGUCGUGCAUGAACAGAUGGUCGUCAUAGGCGCGAACGAGCAAAUCCCCUUGUCACAACCGCCGUCACAACCGCCGUAUAAGGUGCGGCUCGGCGCAGCAGAUCCGCAACCCAGCAACGGCUCCACUCCAAGGCGCAUCAUGCCCGUCGAAGUAGAUUCAGCGGCCGCCCCUGUCGAGAACCAGGCGCUCUCCCUGCCCCUGUCCGACCCCGACCGCCGCGUAAGGUUCGGGCCGGCUCUCGCACCGGGCUCCUCGCCGACGUCAAACCCCAAGGAGCGACCCCCGUCCCGCGCAGGGGCUGUCCAGUCUCUCGGGCGCUCCAUCUCCGACCCGGGCUGGAUAUUGCCCGACACCACUCCAGAACAACGUCCUUUUCUCGACCACAUUAACAGCGUCGACUGGGCCGCCACGCCGCUCGGGCCCAUGCGUGGCUGGCUUCCGAAGCUGGAGGAGACGGUCAACCAGAUCCUCGUCGACAGCCGCCCCAUCGCCAUCUACUGGGGUCCGUCGUACAUCACCAUCUACAACGAGGCUUUCAGCAAGCUCUGCGGCUCCAAACACCCCGUCAUGCUUGGCAUGCCCGUUCAGGAAGCCUGGGCCGAAGCCGGCCAGCGCCUCAGGGACACAAUGCGCGCCAUCUCUCCCAAUCAAAAAGGCCCCGUGGAGGACGAGUGGAGAUUUUUUGUCGAGAGGGAGCCAGAGGUGGAGGGCGGGCCGCCCUUGCUCGAGGAGACCUAUCUGAAAUGGUCCAUAAUACCGAUUGUCGAGGACAAUGUCUGUCUUGGCUUCAUGCAGCCCGUGGCGGAGACGACAAGCCUGCGGCUGUGGGAGCGCCGCAUGAAGAUGCUGAUCGAUCUCGGCGAAGUGCUCGUCACCGCCAGGGACGUACACAGCUACUGGGGUAUGGCGAUCCAACAGCUGGGCACCGUCGAGCCGCGUUAUGACAUCCCCUUGGCAAUCAUGUACUCGGUCGAGGACGAUCCUGAUGCCACCGCUUCUCCCUCAAGCUCCGGCGGUCCGGCCAAGAUAUGCCGCCUGCAGGGCACACUAGGCGUUCCUGAAAACCACCCGAUUGCCCCGGAUGACGGCACCUGGCCGCCGUCGCUGCUCGAAGGGCUGCAGUGGAGAGGCUUUGAAGGAGACCGCUGCCGGGCUGCCGUGAUCUGCCCGAUCCGGCCAACCAAGGAGGAGGACGCGAUGGGACUCCUGCUGCUCGGCCUCAACCCCCGGCGGCCGUACGACAACGAUUACCGGCAGUACAUUGCUCUGCUGAGCCAGAAGCUGGCCACGUCGCUGGCCUCGGUUGUGCUGCUCGAGGAAGAGGCCAAGAGGGGCCGCAACGCCGCCGAGCAGGCCGCCGUCGACCAGGCCAUGCUCAAGGAAAAGCUCGAGGUGCAGACCAAGGAGGCGAACGAGUCGAUGCAGAUGUUCGAGACCGUUGCCGAGUUCGUCCCCGUCGGCAUGUGCUUCGGCGACCCCGAGGGCAACAUCACGUACGCCAACGACGCCUGGUACAGGAUCACGGGCUAUCCCGGCGCGGGCCGGCCCAUCGCCAACCAGGGAUUCCUGGCCUGCGUCUUGGAGGAGGAUCGGCCGAAGUUCAUCGCCGAGUACGAGAAGCUCAAGACGACCGGCAACGUCGAGUUCGAGUUCCGCGUGAAGCGCCAAGCCAAUGCGGCCAGUCCGGUGCUGUCCGGCCCCUUGUCCCGCACCUCGCCGAGCUUUGAGAAAGCAGGAUUCGAUCUGUCCUCGCUGGAGAACCCGAAGGAGCGCCAUGUGCUGGCCACCGCGAGGGCCGAGUACGCCAAUGGCAGCGUCAUCCGCGUCUUAACUUGUCUGACGGACGUGACGGCGCACCGGCGCGCUGCGGAAGAGGCCGUCCGGCGAGCGCAGCAGGCUGAGAACCUCAAGCGAAUGGCCGAGUUUGCGACGGUCGGCAUGUACGACAUGGACCUCGACGGGCGGCUGAUUGGGGCCAACAAGGUCUUCUUUGAGAUGUGCGGGCUGGAAAAGGUCGACCCGGCCGAGGUCGACCUCAGGCCGUUCGAGAUCUGCGUCUGCAAGGAGGACCUGCCCCUGCUCACCGAGAAGCUCGAGAAGAUGGUGCGGGAAGACAAGGUGCAGAACGUCGAGGUCCGGCUCAACACCACCUGGACCCCCGAGGACGGCCCGGGCCAUAAGGUUGUCGUGCCGAGGUGGGUGCAGGCGACUCUGAUGCCCGUCAGGACGACCGAGGGCGUUGUGCAGAGCUUCACCGGCUGCCUGAGCGACGUCUCCCUGCAGAAGUGGCAGCUGGACUGGGAGAAAGAACGGAAAGAGGAAGCGAUCGAGUCCAAGCGCCAGCAGGAGAACUUCAUCGACAUGACGUCCCACGAGAUGCGGAAUCCGCUGAGCGCCAUCAUUCACUGUGCCGAUGCCAUCACGGCCACUCUCUCACGUGUCCAACAGCUCCUGGGAGGUGGUGUGUCGUAUUGGGCUGACAAGCGGGACGCGGGGUCCUCUUCAGGAGCAAAUGCGAGCCAAGAGUGGCUUGCCGAAGCGCGCGGGCUGGUUGAAAACGCCAUCGACACCGCCGAAACGAUCCUGGGCUGUGCGCAGCAUCAGAAGCGGAUCGUGGACGAUAUCCUGACCAUGUCGAAGCUGGACUCCAGCCUGCUGUCGAUCACGCGUGUCACGGUCGACCCUAUCAAGAUGGUGAAGGAGGCGCUCAAGAUGUUCGAGGUUGAGGCCCGGCGGGUGGAUAUCAACCUCAGCAUGGUAGUUGACUCGUCCUACCACGACCUCAACAUCAAGUUUCUGGACUUCGACCCCUCGCGGCUGAAGCAGGUGCUCAUCAACCUGCUCACGAACGCGCUCAAGUUCACCAAGACCGGCCCGAUGCGGAACGUGACGGUUGCCGUCAGUGCAAGCCUCGUGCCGCCGACCGAGGCCACGAGCAAGGUUCAGUUUAUUCCGCGCUCGCCCGAGUCCGUCGAGCAGACGAUCCCUUCCAACCGCGCCGACACCGUGUUCCUGUUAUUCGAGGUUGAAGAUACGGGCGAGGGCCUGACAGAGGAGGAGAAGAAGAGCCUGUUCCAGCGGUUCGUCCAGGCGUCAAGUCGCACACACGUCAAGUACGGCGGCUCCGGCCUGGGCCUGUUCAUCAGCCGCCGGUUGACCGAGCUGCAGAACGGCUCGAUCGGCGUGGCCAGCCAGCCCGGCGUCGGCAGUACCUUUGCGUUUUACAUUGAGGCGUACCGGCCGAACGAGGCGGCCUUCCGCGAAGCCGAGGCCGCCGGGGCCAGCGCGCAGUCAGCACUGUCCAUGCAACGGGCGGGACCCAGCCUGAGCCGGAGGGGCAGCCACAAAACGCGGGCUGGAAGCAACAGCACGCUUGACAACGAGUCGGGCAAAGGCACCACGAGCGCGGGAAGCAGCUCGGGGGCCAGCCCUAUCGCCACGGCGGCCGUCACGCCGAGCAGCGAGAUCAACAUCAGCCUCAGCCCGACGCUGGCGCCGCCCGCGCCGCAGAUCAAGGGCGUGCUCCUGCGCCGCACAGACCGCUACCGCCUUCCCGUCCCGGCGCCCUUUGCAUCAUCAUCAUCAUCAUCACAAUCCUCCUCCACCUCCUCCAACCCCCUCUCCUCCACCUCCUCCUCCUCAUCAUCCACCACAACCCAACAACCACAACAACCACAACAAGAAGAAGACGAAAAACAACAUCAGCACACCGCCCCCUUCCCGCUCUCCAUGAUCCUCAUGGACAUCGAGAUGCCGAUCCAGGACGGGCUGACAUGCACGCGCAACAUCCGCGAGCUCGAGCGGGCGGGCCGCAUCGCCGGCGGGCGCAUCCCUAUCAUCGCGGUCAGCGCCAACGCGCGCAUGGAGCAGGUCCGCGAGGCGAAGGAGGCCGGCUGCGACGACGUGCUCGUCAAGCCGUACCGCAUGCCCGAGCUGCUAGAGCGCAUGAGGCUUGUCAUGAGCCGGGUGGUGGUGGAUGCCGGCUUGGAUGGUGGGGAGGCUGGUAGCGUGGGAGAGGGAGAGGGGAUAUCUGACGGAGAGGGAGAGCAGAAGGCGGACGGAAAGGGAGAGGAGAAGGGGAAGGGGGAGAACGGGGAGUGA
Molecule: messenger RNA, 4389 nt
Organism: Thermothielavioides terrestris NRRL 8126
Lineage: Eukaryota; Fungi; Ascomycota; Sordariomycetes; Sordariales; Chaetomiaceae
Exons: 5
Coding region: 1-4389 (1462 amino acids)
Biological process (GO): phosphorelay signal transduction system; phosphorylation
Molecular function (GO): phosphorelay sensor kinase activity
Source: RefSeq, a predicted model, not a curated record